AGGCCGGAGGCUGCUGAGGCUUGAGCGCGUUGGAGGCUUUGAAACGACCGACCCAACAUGACUGCAGGCUAGUAUGUGAUAGACGUGGGCUUUCUCAUUCAGCAUGACGAAUAUUAUGGGCCAGUAGAGCAUGCGAUACGUUCGCCAUAACUGGGAAUACUACUGAAGAGAUGGCUGUCGGUGGAGCACGGCAGCUUUUCUUGUGUCGGCUGCCCAAAGCAUCGGUCUUGGGAUCAAGACCUCCCGGUGAUCCGUCCGCGGGCGCGGACCCGCUACCUCCGCCUACGAGCUGGCAAACGGAUCCUAACGAUCCUUCGCAGGUGGCCAUAGCCGAUGGAUCAGGAAUACUUCGUCUGGUCCGUGUUGUGGACCAGGACGCUGGACCUGGAUUUGCGCGCGCAUUCCGCUGUUCUGAUGAUGACCGAGAGAGAUGGCAGUACCUUGGAGGUCACUGCCAAGAAGACCAGCUCCGAGUCAGCGCGUGUGCAGCCUACCGGCUCUUCAUGGUUUGCUCCACAGGGCAGGAAGAUCAUGGGACUUCAGUGUCUGCUGCUGGUCGUCCUGGUUCAAGUGCUGGCCUUGCUAGUGGGCCUGGUCCUGGUUCUCCGGCUCACGCUCAUCGAACGCAGUACGAUAGGCAGUGUAAUGGCCACGUGCAGCCUAACGGGAGGAUGGAGGAGGUAGACAAUGCCAGAAGUAGGCCGCAAGGACAUCUGGUUCCCAUCUUGCGACCUUGGGGAGCCUUCAGCUACGUGCGAAACAAGCCUGGAGAGAUCUUCUUCCAUCAGCAAGGAUCUAACAAGAUCUUGUUUGCAAGAUUGCCAGGCGCAGGCGAAGGCGAAGGCGAUUGUGGCGGGAAGGAUUUGGAGGAUGCAGGGCAGCUCUAUGGGGGACAAAGAUUUGGAAGACAAGCACGGGACGGUGAUCCACCGGCAGGCCUGGGUGAUCGGUCGGGGGGAGAGAGGGUGCAAGGAGGAGCAGAGGGAGGUGGUGAGAAGAUCACGGUGCGGGGAGGAGAACUUUGUCACCCACAGAGGCUGAUGAGCAACAGCAGCAGCAUGGUCUACUCGCUCGGCAAUCACCCGGCAUCAGUUGCCUGCUUCGCCGUGAGCCCCAAAGGUUCGUGGCUCGUAUCAGGAGGAAUCGACGGUUCUCUACGGUUGUGGCGUCUUGAAGAUGGUGUGUUGAUCUCCCGCUUUGAUGCGAUUGAGGGUAAGGGUGGGGGAUCUCUGUCUCACCAGCCCGGCCGCACAACCGCUGACCACGUGGCAAGAUCCUCAGGCACGAUAGGCAGGGACGCCGGGACGAACGGAGCAGAGAUGGUUGGAGUGGCAGUUCUGGAACGAGCUGCCCCUGUCGCAGUAUCUUCUUGGACAGACGGCACGGUUGUUCUAUGGGAUGCAAAGACACCUCACAUGCGAGCUUGUAAGUGGCUGUCGAGCAUGGGCACGCUUGCGAUCACUGCGAUGGCCCUCCACGAAGUAGGAGGAGUCUCAGAGAGGAAUGGUCACCUGCCGAGCAAUCAGAAUGCCUUGCAGCAUUCGUCAGUCAUGCAGCAGCGGAGCGGGAAUCUGACGCAUUGCAGCAUUCCUAUGAUAGAUGACUUGGGGGCUGUCACCCGAUCGGCCGUCACCGCAGCUAAUCCGACGGUAGAAGCUCUAGGUGCCGUAUGUGUACUGGCGAUUGGCACGGAGGAGGGAGAGAUACACACAUGGGUCGGCAGAGAGAAGAAAACAAAAUUGGGCGGGAAUAGAACACGGGGAAGAGGAGGUAUACCCAACGAGGGAGUUGGUGGGUACCGAAGAAGGCAGGAGGGGGAAGAGGAAGAGGAUGAAGAAGAGGAAGGCGAGGAGGAAGAGCAGAUGUGGGACAGGGCCCGGCGACCAGAAGAAGGAGAAUGCCAACCCGGCCACAACAUUGGCAAUGCAAACGGUUGUUCGGACAGUAGAAUUCGAGGGCAAGAUGGACGACCGACGUCGGCGGCGAGCGUAUUACGAAUGCAUGUCAUCUCUGCAGAGAGCAAGAGAGAGACGAGGGCGUACGACUGGGAGCAUGUCUCCGUGACACCCUUGCCACUGCCUGUACCUUGGGAACGUUCUCGCGGGCGAGCGGCUCGACGUGUCUUGUCCAUAUGUUUCACGAGCUGUGGGAGGUCACUGGUCGCGCUGCUAGGUGGUCGUGGGAAUGAAAACCGUACCGACAGGGAGGAGAUCGGGGAGGAGAAAGGGGAGGAGAAAGGGGGCAAAGGGAUGCGGCGAACACAUGGCGUUGAGCCCCUCGCUCUCCCCUCUCUCCCUCCACUCAUGCUGUGUGUUUACGAUUCUUCUAGACUUCUUCAAAGUAGCAGGAGUCGAGGCAAAGGGGGAACUUCUUCAAGCUUGAGGCUCUGCGGAGCUUCUCUGCUGGAUGGGACGAAAGAGAACAUUAUGCUCCCUAUGCGUGGCCUAGCGGGCUGGAGACUGCUCCUUCAGCCUGUCCAAUUGAGGAGGCAGCUUCCACAUGAAGAAGAAGAAGAAGAAGAAGAAGAAGAAGAAGAAGAAGAAGAAGAAGAAGAAGAAGAAGAAGAACGAGAAGCAGUGGAUGAUCUUGCUGAGGAUAGGAAGACUGGGGGAGCAUCCUGGAAUGCGUCUUACGUUGGCGUGAGGGAGGGCGAGGGGGCCAAGAUCCAGUGCGGAGGACGCCGAGCUCAUCAUCAUGUUCCCCAUCGUCAUCUGGGCAAUUGGAACGCUGGAGGAGGAGGUGGUGCUGAUGUCCUGUUGGCAGUUGUGGUAAUAGGAACAUCAGGCUGUGUUGCAAAAGGAAUACUUGGGUGGGAGAAGAUCCCGCGGCCUGCAUUUGGCGAAAGCAACGACAGAUCACCGACGAGAAAUCGGGCAACGGUGCCGAGUCAGAGGGAGAUUGACUGGCAUCAGGACAUGUGUGCCACGCAGAGCCGCUUCCCAAAUGGCCACAAGCACACACAGGGGACAGCAGUGUCAGAAGAGGGAAACGGUACUCGAAAUGUCACUAGCCGUCAUGGCACUGGCUCACAGGGUGAGGACGUGUCAGCCCUCGUCGGAUACAAGGACACAACAGGCACAGGCGCUGUCGUGAGAGAGAGCAGUAUGGCUUGGGAGGGGAUUCUUUCUGAGACGACUUCUGGAACGGCGAGGACGACGGCUGCUGCCAAGGUCGGUACCAUGUCGCCAGUGGACGGGAUAGCGGAGGGCAAACAGAUAGCCGUUCAUCGUGCGGAGCUCGUCGAGCGGGAACAAGCAACCGACAAGCGAGGCCGAAAUCUGCAGAGCAGGUUUUCUGACAGGGGAGGUAGUGGUGUGGGGUCUCUUCAUGCUCGAGGUGAUGCUGCAUCUGCCACAGCAGGUCGAGAGGAGGAAGGAGGAGGAGGGGGAAAAGGAGGGGUACAAAGAGGUGGAGGACAGGCACCAUUCGCUGAGGAUCGAGGAGAAAUACAAGCAUCAGCAGGAGGAAGAGGUGGAGCACGUCGUCCUGGUGCUGGCGAAGGAGGAGGAGGAGGAGGAGGAGGAGGAGGGGGAGGAGGAGGGGGAGUAGGAGGAGGAAACAAUUGGGAGCAAGUGCAGUGGUCAGGUGGUGUCGGGGCCUUCGCCGGAAGAGGGGUUAUGUUAAGGUCGACUGGGGCUGGAAGAAGGGUCCACGAGGCGUCAUUGACAACUGCAAUCGGGGGGAAUACUGGUCGUCAGGACGACCUGGCAAAGGGUACUGCAAGAGGUCUUGGGAACGCCGAGAGAAAGGAGAAUUCGGUCGGAACUAACUCAUUUCGAGAGCGUUUGACCGCAGCUGAAGAGGAGACAGAGGAGAAGGAGAUUCCGGUUCCCGCCAUCCCUCCCUUGCAUGUGCGCGAAGCUCUGAUGCGAUUAAAGAAAACCGCCGGUGGUGGGGAUGGCACUAUCAGUGCUGGUGGUGAGUUGCAGUCCACCACCUCAAAGAAGCAGUUUGCCACAUCCUUGUCAAGGAAGAAGAUGAGCAAGGGAGGAGGAGGAGGAGGAGGAGGAGGAGGGGGAACAGCGGGAGAAGCAGGAUUGACUUCCAGGAGCAGAAGCGGGGUUUGGUUCCAGCCUGGGAUAGCGAGUGCCAAGGACCGAGGGGAUGCCGCUGCGUCUGCUUCUUUGCUGUCACGUCAGCAGAAACGCAUGUCCACGUUACCUGAAGUUGAUGGAGAGGUUGAAAAUAGUAGGCAUGGAGGUGAAGGUACAGGGAGGAAGGAGGACAGACGGAAUCCAAGUGCACCUUGUUCUGAUGACAUUUCUGCGUACUUUGACAGACGAGCAGGGGGCAUGGCAGGGGACAUGUCAAGAGGGAAGUCGCAGUGGAACUGUCUACAAGAAGGGGGUAGAGAAGGCAGCUCCCAUCUUGAUUCUCGAGAUUGCGAUAGAGGGAGGAGAGAGGGUGGGGGGGGAGGUCAGGUUGGAGGAGGCUUUCUAGGGCAGACCAGUCAGAGUGGAGGGAUGGCAAAGGGGCUAGCUGACCAAGGUAAUGACCGGCUUGGGCCAAAAAUAAACUCCACGCUGCAGUUGAUUCAGAAACUGCAGAAACUGAAAACUAAGGUGCGGGACGAAAGCAACAACCUUGGAAAAGAAAAAAAGGAGAGCAAGCAAUGUGAGGCUUCAUCGUCCAGAGUCCCAAGUAUGGGAGAUGAAGGCCGUGGAGGAGGAGAAGGGUCAACCAAAGGCCGUGCAGAAGAACAAGGGCUGACGGAUGGAGGAGGACCUCGCAGACAAGAGUGCCUUGAGAGGAGUGCUUCUGAACAGGGCAAUGGCGAUAGCCUUGGGAAGAGAAAGGGCGAUCAGAGUGCUGCUGGGGCCAGAAAAGGACAUGGUCACACGUACAAUGAUUUGACACCCCUGGAUGAUCCCGUGGACUGCGACGUCAAGCCCAAGUAAGAUCACCUUUUUCGUUUCUGUUUGUUCGCAAUUUGAAUCAAUAAUCAUUUCCGUG
Molecule: messenger RNA, 4953 nt
Organism: Chara braunii
Lineage: Eukaryota; Viridiplantae; Streptophyta; Charophyceae; Charales; Characeae
Source: the annotation of a GenBank genome assembly